CUGCCACGCUCCUGCUCCCCCUCCCUCCCUCUCUCUCUCUCUCUCCCUCUCUCGCUCCGCUGUUCACAUUCCCCUGAUAGAACUACCAAGAAAAUACUCGCACAUUCAAUUGCAAACUACCGUCGGACAACAUGGCUUCAGGAGUUACAGUGAACGAUGAAGUCAUCAAAGUCUUCAACGACAUGAAGGUGCGAAAGUCCUCAACCUCGGACGAGGUAAAAAAACGCAAAAAGGCAGUGCUGUUCUGUCUCAGCGAAGACAAGAAGAAGAUUAUCGUAGAGGAAGGCAAGCAAAUUCUGGUUGGCGAUAUUGGAGAGACUGUGGAUGAUCCCUAUGCCUGCUUUGUAAAGCUCCUACCUCUUAACGACUGCAGAUAUGGCUUGUAUGAUGCCACUUACGAAACAAAAGAGUCCAAGAAAGAAGACUUGGUAUUUAUAUUUUGGGCCCCUGAGGGAGCGCCAUUAAAAAGCAAGAUGAUUUAUGCUAGCUCUAAAGAUGCCAUUAAAAAGAAGUUUACAGGUAUCAAACAUGAGUGGCAAGUCAACGGUUUAGAUGACAUUCAGGACCGCUCUACCCUGGCAGAGAAAUUGGGAGGCAAUGUGGUUGUAUCUUUGGAAGGGCGACCAUUGUAAACAGAAAAGACACGUGCCAUCUGGAUUCCACACGCUUUCUAUCUUAGCAGCUGUAUCUAUCUUUUGACCCCGAAGGAAUAGUUUAGGUUGUCUGUUUUUUUUUUUUUGUUUUUUUUUCCUUUUCUUUUCAUAUUAAGGAGAUCUUGUAAAGAUAUACAAAGAAUCUACCAGUUUAUUGCCAGCUGACUUUUUCAAAUUCUGGUAGUUUUUUUUUAUGUCCCCAAGAAAGUUCUCAUAAAGUGUUUUGCCAAACAACAUUGGAAAUCAUCAGUAUCACACAGUAUCAGUACUUCCCAUACCAGCGUUUAUCUUUUUUGAUAUAUUCACAGAGAUACUACAGCAAUCUUCUACUGUAAUAGACAUGCGAGAAUGCUUUCUGUUAAUGCUUCGCACGGAUGCAUUAACCAAUAGCAAGCACUUUGCACUCUUGAGUUUUGAACUAUUUAUUUGAACUGUUCUACCUAAUCUGACUCAUUUGACAUGGCAAACACAUUUAAUACUAUGCAGAUUUGAAAGCACUUUUUUGUUUAUACACUACAAGUUGAGACAAAACUGUUAAGGGGACUGUGGAAUUUCUGUGUUUGUCACCGGAUUGAAGUUACCACACUUUUCAUUCCUGUUAAUACAUAUGGACAAAGACAGAUACAUAUUAACUGUUCCGUUGCAGCCUUACUUUCAUUCGAAUGUACAGUACACCACUGAAUAAGAAGAAGGGGGUGCUGCUUGGUUAUUGUUUUUUUAAUCACUAAAAAGAAUGCAAAAUAUCUGUAAAGAUGGCAAUAUCUGCAGUCGCAGCCUUAAAUGGAACAUUGUUUUUGAGAUUGGUGGAGUUGCCACUUUGCAAUAAAACCUUGUGGCAUACCACAUG
Molecule: messenger RNA, 1500 nt
Organism: Colossoma macropomum (tambaqui)
Lineage: Eukaryota; Metazoa; Chordata; Actinopteri; Characiformes; Serrasalmidae
Gene: cfl2
Product: cofilin 2 (muscle)
Exons: 4
Coding region: 132-632 (166 amino acids)
Biological process (GO): cell motility; actin filament severing; actin filament fragmentation
Cellular component (GO): actin cytoskeleton; cytoplasm; actin cortical patch
Molecular function (GO): actin filament binding
Source: RefSeq, a predicted model, not a curated record